AUGAGGGUAGUCAGCAAACUGUUUAUAGAAGAAGGCCAGUUCAGAUGCCAUCUUCACUAUUUCAAGGAUUUUUAUCUAGAGGAAAGAUCGGAGAACUACCAAUAUUUGCUGACCUUUUACUUUGCUAUUGAGGAGAUCAAUAAAGAUUCUCACCUGCUUCCCAAUGUGACCUUGGGUUUCCACAUGUACAACACCUUUGACUCUCACAAAAGAACCUUAGAGGGCCCUCUGAUGUGGCUGUCUGGAAGCAGUGAGUUUAUUGUGAACUACAAAUUCAAAACUCAACACAAUGCUCUUGCAAUCAUUGCAGGAAUCAGGCCUGAAUUUUCUGCUGCAAUUGAAACCCUUCUGGGGCUGUACAAAAUUCCACAAGUCACAUAUGGAAUGUUUGAUUCUUUUCUAAGUGACAAAGAUAAAUUUCCAUCCCUUUACCAGAUAUCUCAUAAAGACACAGCUCUUACCCAAGGGGUGAUCUCUUUAUUGCUGCAUUUUGGCUGGAAGUGGGUGGGUAUCUUUGUGUCUGAUGAUCUGUAAGGCAAGGAGUUCCUCUCAGACUUGAAAGCAGAGAUGGCAUCAGAAGAUAUUUGUGUGGCCUUUACAAAAAAUAUCCCAACUAAUUGGAAGCCUCGGUUGUUUGAGUUUGGGUUGGUAGAUUCCAUUCAAUAUAUAGAAGUUAAUGUAAAUGUAUUCUAUGGUGAUAUGGAUGAAAUACUGCUUUUAUGCAUUCAAAAUGCAAUCAUGUCAAUCAGAAGAAAGGUGUGGAUCAUGACAAAACCCCAUUUAGUUUACUUAGAAUCUGUAUUCAAUAAGCAGAAUGAGUUGAUUAACUUUUUUGAAGGAAGCUUCUCAUUUUCAAAGAAGAGAAAUAUUCCUGACUUCAAAUACUUUCUUGAGUCACUUACUCCAUCCCAGUACCGAGGUGAUCUUUACGUCCAUAAAUUCUGGGCUAACAAUUUUAAUUGCUCACCUCCUCUUAUGCUAUCUGGAAAUGAAAUACCCUGCCCACUGAAUCUAUCCCUAAAAAAUAACCAAGAGAAAAUUGCUGUGAUGGUUACUUCUGAUAUCAGUUUUUCCAUAUGGAAUGCAGUGUAUGCAGUGGCCCAUGCUCUCCAUAAAAUGCUUUUGAAGAAAACAGAAAUAGCACCUCACAAAGAUUCAAACCAAGACUGGCUUCAGCCUUGGCAGCUUCAUCCAUUUCUGAGGAAAAUCCAAUUUACAAACACUGCUGGAGACCGGAUAUGCUUUGAAGAGUGCAAGAAUCAUAUGGAAAAGUAUGAUAUACAAAACAUUAGGAGAAAUGCUAGUCAUUUACCAUUUCUAGUUAAAGUAGGAAAGUUUGUCUCUAGAAGUCUACAAGAUCAAGGCUUGUUCAUCAAUGAAGUUUUGAUCAAAUGGCCAAGCAACUUCAAUCAGAGUCCUCAAUCUGUAUGUUCACAGAGCUGUGGUCCAGGUUUCUGGAAAAUUCUAGAGGAACAAAGACCGAUAUGCUGUUUUUCUUGUAUGUUUUGUCCAGAAGGGCACAUUUCCAACCUAACAG
Alexandromys fortis (reed vole) is the source of this 1537-nucleotide messenger RNA. Its product is annotated as vomeronasal type-2 receptor 26-like. The record is from RefSeq and is a predicted model, not a curated record. Gene Ontology annotation, molecular function: G protein-coupled receptor activity. Gene Ontology annotation, cellular component: plasma membrane. Gene Ontology annotation, biological process: G protein-coupled receptor signaling pathway. Lineage: Eukaryota; Metazoa; Chordata; Mammalia; Rodentia; Cricetidae.